GGCUAGGCUACAGCGCGGAGCCCCGGCGACAGCGCGGCCACCCCCGCCGCGUCUCCCUGCCUCUCUUUCCUUGACCAAAAGGAGUGGCUGCGGCGCCCAAUGAACGGCAACGCCGGCGGCGAAGGAGGGAUGAUGAUGAUGGAGGAGGAGGAGGCUAAAAUGAAUAACCAGCGGGAAGCACUGCAGAGGAAGAAGAACGCAAUCUUAGUGGACGGCGUGAUUUUAAACGGCCCAGUGGCAGAUGCAAAAGCAGGAGAGAAAUUCGUGGAAGAGGCCACCAAGAUCAUAAUGGAGGAAGUGAUAAAGAAAGCAGCAGAUGUAACAGAAAAGGUGUGUGAGUGGCAUCCUCCAGAAAAGCUGAAAACGCUCCUUGAUUUGGAAUUGAAAGACACCGGGGAGACCCAUCAGAGACUCCUGCAGUUUUGCCAGGAUAUUAUACGUUUCAGUGUCAAAACCAAUCACCCAAGAUUUUUUAAUCAGUUGUACGCUGGUAUUGAUUAUUACUCUUUAGCAGCGCGUUUCAUUACUGAAGCAUUAAACCCGAGUGUAUAUACCUAUGAAGUGUCCCCAGUGUUUUUGUUAGUGGAAGAAGCAGUCCUGAAGAAAAUGAUUGAAUUCAUUGGGUGGAAAGAAGGUGACGGUAUAUUUAAUCCAGGUGGCUCUGUUUCUAAUAUGUACGCGAUGAACUUAGCAAGAUACAGGUACUGCCCUGACAUAAAGGAAAGGGGCCUUUCAGGGAUGCCUCGACUGGUGGUAUUUACGUCAGAAGAGUGUCAUUAUUCCGUGAAGAAGGCAGCAUCAUUCUUGGGGAUCGGCACACAAAAUGUUUACUUCGUCAAAAGUGAUGAAAGAGGUAAGAUGAUACCUGAGGAACUGGAGAAACAAGUCCAGCGGGCAAGGAAAGAGGGUUCAGCACCAUUUUUUGUCAGUGCUACAGCUGGCACUACAGUUCUGGGAGCAUUUGAUCCUCUGGAUGAAAUUGCCGACAUCUGCGAGAAACAUGACCUUUGGCUGCAUGUUGAUGCAUCGUGGGGAGGCUCAGCUUUGCUAUCAAGGAAGCACCGCAGACUUCUACAAGGCAUCCACAGGGCCCAUUCGGUGGCGUGGAAUCCUCAUAAGAUGCUAAUGGCAGGGAUCCAGUGUUGUGCCCUUCUGGUGAAAGACAGUUCCGACUUGCUUAAGCGAUGCUACUCUGCCAACGCGUCCUACCUGUUCCAGCAAGACAAGUUCUAUGACGUCAGCUAUGACACAGGUGACAAAUCGAUCCAGUGCAGCAGAAGAGCAGAUGCGUUCAAGUUCUGGAUGACCUGGAAGGCCCUGGGCACAACUGGCCUGGAGGAGAGAGUAAACAGAGCCCUUGCGUUAGCCAGAUACCUAGUGGAUGAAAUUAAGAAGAGAGAAGGAUUCCAACUGCUGUUGGAGCCGGAGUAUGCAAAUAUUUGCUUCUGGUACAUUCCACCUAGUCUGAGAAACAUGGAAAAAGGCCAGGAGUUCUGGGAGAAGCUCAAUCAUGUUGCGCCCAUCAUUAAAGAGAGAUUGAUGAAGAAAGGCAGCAUGAUGUUGGGGUACCAGCCGCAUCGUGGCAAAGUCAACUUUUUCCGCCAGGUCAUUAUCAGCCCCCAGGUGAGCCGAGAGGACAUGGACUUCCUGCUUGAUGAGAUUGACUCACUAGGCAAAGACUUGUAAUUGAUGCUUCACUGCGCUAGGCUUUCCUUAGUUGUGCAGUUUACAGCAUUGUCGCCCAACCUGCGGCCUUCCAAAAUGUUGCUGGAAUACAACUCCCAUAAUCUACGACCAUCGGCCAUGCUGACCGGGGGCUGGUGAGAGAUGGAGUCCAACAAUAUCUGGAAGGCCAAAGGUUAGUCACCGCCAUACCCAGCUUUCUGGGAGUAAGCCUCCUUGAACUCUAUGGGACUGACCUUUGAGUAGACGUGUCUAGGAUUGUACUGUAAGGAUGUUUGCGACAUGAUGGUAUUAGACCAUGUAAUCCCAUAGAUAAAAUGCCCAGCUGGCUGAAGCCACUGCCAGGAACACCUGGAGAAGUGGUAGUUAAUUCUUUGUAGCCUUGAUUGUAAUAAAGAGCCGGUGCUUUUCAAAACUAGACAUUUUGUGUCCAACGUUGAUAUGUCAUUGGCUGAUAACUGAAUGCUAAAAAUGGGCCCCAUUAACUACUAACAUAUAUUGUUAUAAAUUAGUUAAAGUGAAUGGAGUUAAGCCAUCGCUGUAGUAAGGCCAGGUUUAGAUCAGUGGGUAUUAAGUUUAAAAAGUAGCUUUAUAUGCAUUGUGAAGAUUAGACAUUCAGGAUUGGUGGACUCUACUUAUGCAAGAGGAGUUGUUUUUUCUUACUAACUAGUAAAUUAAGUGUUGUGCACUCAUUAAUCCACCAUUUUUUCCUGGAAGCAUCCAAAAUGUUAUAUACAAAAUACUGGGUCCCUGGGGCAAGUCUAAGUUAAUUCUACUUAGGUACCAUUGAAAUCAAGGGGAAAGUGGGUGAUGAUUUCAAUGGGAUCUAAGUUCAUCGAGUGUGAUUUAGUCUGAAUCCAUCCUAUUGUAAUUCACAUAUCAUCCUUUUCUCUUUUUAUCUUGGGGUGGAGGGAUUGUACACAGUUUCUAAGACAGUUUGUAUUAAAUUUUAUUGCUAAAACAUCAGCAAGGUCAUUUUAGAGGCCUAUUGAAGUUAAAGAAAUUCCACAUGUGUAUGUGUGUGUAUAUAUCUCCUAGAGUUGUAUUUUUUUAUGCUGUGUGGCUAUUUAAGGUAAGGAUUACUGUAUUGAUUCAUCCACUGGUGUUUCUAAAGAUGUAAAAACUAUCAAAUUUCACUUGAGCAGAGUAUAAAUGGGGGGAUUACACUAAAAAAUAGUAUAUAGGUGUGUAAUAAGCAGAAAUUUGUCCAUAAUAUUCAGACAUAAUUUUACAGUAAAUACUUUUGUGAAGCUGAACAGACCCACACUAGGUUUAAUCCAUUCUAUUAAAUUUGUUUAUUACAGUGUCUUUUAACAAAUUGUUUUGUAAUUCAUGGUCUUGUUCUUCCAUUAGUGCUGUAUGUAGAAGUUUUUCUAUAUUUGCAGGCAUGGUGUAAUGAUUAAUUUAUUAGAGAUCCGUAUUUUACCUGCUUCUGUGAGAUCUAUGUGAUGAUACAUAUAGUGCAAAACAAAUUGCCUAGAAGUGCUUUUUGUAGCAGCACAUUUAAGUCUAAUGUGCAAAAUAUAUGUGUUCUUAGUUGAAUGUUUGAAUAAAAAGGCAUUGAUAACUCUUAA
Messenger RNA from Zootoca vivipara (common lizard), 3257 nucleotides. RefSeq names its product GAD like acidic amino acid decarboxylase 1 (gene GADL1). Gene Ontology annotation, cellular component: cytoplasm. Gene Ontology annotation, biological process: carboxylic acid metabolic process. The record is from RefSeq and is a predicted model, not a curated record. Gene Ontology annotation, molecular function: carboxy-lyase activity; pyridoxal phosphate binding. NCBI's taxonomy places the organism in Eukaryota, Metazoa, Chordata, Lepidosauria, Squamata, Lacertidae.